Molecule: messenger RNA, 1491 nt
Organism: Diversispora eburnea
Lineage: Eukaryota; Fungi; Glomeromycota; Glomeromycetes; Diversisporales; Diversisporaceae
Source: the annotation of a GenBank genome assembly
AUGGUUCAAUCUAGUAAUAAAAGACGUAGAACAGAAAUGGAACAGGUCACACCUACUUCACAACAGUAUGGUGGGGCUCCAUAUGAAUCAACGAUCCAAGCCUCAGAUACUGGGAUUGAUCAAUCGGGAAUAAAUUAUAAUGAUGAAAAUUGUUUAAAUAAUACGACGGAUAAUAAUAACCUUUAUGGUAACGAUGCAAUGAAUUCGAAUCAUAAUCAAACUCAUGAUAAUUAUGGUAUUUUAAUUAUAAUUAUGAAUGUAAACGUAAAUGGACCUUCUCUUCCUCCUCCUCAACGAAAUAAUUAUGUGAUAAAUCCUGUUCCGACUGAAAAUAUCAAUUUGAACACUCAACCAAGAGGAUCAAUUGUAAAUUUUACUAAUCAUGAGACAAAUCUAGAUAUUCAGCAAAGAGCUACUCAAAUUCGACAACGACCUUUAUUACCAAAUACAGCAUUAAUAACUAGUAAUAAUUGUGGUCAGAAUUAUGGAGGAGGAGGAGAUUCAUUACAAUAUCCAAAUACAUUCAGCGAAGCAUGCGAUUUAUUGAUUAAACAAUAUCGUAAUAAUGACAUUUAUUCUCUAGAAAAUGAAGCACGUUUGAUUAAAUGUCUUGAGAUUGUGAAGAAAAAUAUUUACCAAAAUCAAAGUGCCGCAAUAAAUGUUUUUAUAAAUUUUAAACCUUACAUUACACAAAUUAACACACCUACAAAUAAAAUUGCUUCUAAUUAUCGUUCAAGAUCCAGUUCAUAUUUAUCACCAAAUUAUGAUCCCAGUUAUACUCAUAGAGUUAUAAGUAAUGCUUGGGGUCCAGUAAUGCUUCCUUAUGAUAAUUUCGAGAAUGGAGGACAUAAUUCAAUAAAUAACAUUUAUAAUAGUUUUUAUGUUUCUCAAGAUCAAUACGAUCGAAUUUUGAGAGCAAAUACUCCAAAACCAGGGUCAAAUUUUUCAAUAGAAGAAAUGCCAAUCACCUAUCGCUUAAUUUGUCGUAAAUCAGGUUGCCUAAAUUAUGAGAACAUGUGUGAUUGGCCUGAAGAAUCCAUACACGCAUUUGAAAAACGUUCUUAUUAUGAUCGUGAUAAUUAUGAACAUUUUGAAGGAAAUGAUAGUUCUGUUGACAUUUCGAGUUAUAUCUUAUCUGGUAUAAACAAAAUUAUUUUAAAACAAUGUUUCUGUGAUAUUUGUCAUAAGAAAUUGAGUCAAUAUGUACUUGUAAUAGAAGUACAAAUUAGAGAAACGCGUGAUUUCAUUAUGUACUGGGCUAGAUCUCAAUUAAUAUCGGAUUCCGUCGGAAAAUCUCUAGUUCAACAUUUAACUGGUACUUCAUCACCAUCAAUGGCUGCGGAUGAUGAUUUAAUUGUGACAAGUAAUUUGAACAUAGAUUUAAGGUGUCCAUAUACUUAUACAAGAAUCAAAGAACCCGCACGAGUAUUUAAACGACUUGAAUUGGAUAAUAAACGAAAAGAAUUAUGGAUGUGCCCGAUUUGCGAGUAA